AAGGGUAUUAAUCUUAGUGGUGGUCAAAAGCAAAGAGUUAGCCUUGCCCGUGCUGUAUAUAAUGAUGCAGAUGUUUAUUUAAUGGAUGAUCCUUUAAGUGCUGUAGAUUCCCAUGUUGGGAAGCAUAUUUUUGAAAAUGUUAUGGGUGCUAAUGGACUACUUAAGGAUAAGGUAAGAUCUAGUUAA
Lottia gigantea (owl limpet) is the source of this 186-nucleotide messenger RNA. RefSeq lists its product as hypothetical. Gene Ontology annotation, cellular component: membrane. Gene Ontology annotation, biological process: transmembrane transport. The annotation marks the transcript as partial. Gene Ontology annotation, molecular function: ATPase-coupled transmembrane transporter activity; ATP hydrolysis activity; ATP binding. The record is from RefSeq and is a predicted model, not a curated record. Lineage: Eukaryota; Metazoa; Mollusca; Gastropoda; Lottiidae. The transcript has a single exon.